This is a messenger RNA of Megalops cyprinoides (Indo-Pacific tarpon), 2206 nucleotides long. Its product is annotated as protein ABHD15. Gene Ontology annotation, molecular function: monoacylglycerol lipase activity; short-chain carboxylesterase activity. The coding region runs from base 318 to 1916 and encodes 532 amino acids. The transcript has 3 exons. NCBI's taxonomy places the organism in Eukaryota, Metazoa, Chordata, Actinopteri, Elopiformes, Megalopidae. The record is from RefSeq and is a predicted model, not a curated record.
UGGUAGGAGCAGCUCGUCUGUUCGAUCGCCGUGGCGCUAAUGAUUUAUGGAGGCAGCGACAGAGGAGGUGCGGUCAGAGUGUCUCAGAGGGGCAGAUCCCUCGAACGAAGCGAGAAGAAGGACAUGGUGGUGGCAGUGAGAGUGUCACACCGAGCGUCGCUUUCAGGAAUUCAGCGACCGUCUCUGCAUCAAAGGCGAAAAGCCGCCUGCCUGACGGGGUGGAGUCGAGAGGAGGACUGAAAACCAACAGAACGCUGUAAGCUGUGCGGAUUCGGGAUUUAACCCCUGACCCCUGACCCCUGACCUCCUCCUCCACCAUGUGGGAGGCUGUGUUCUGCCUGCUUCCCUCUGUGGUGCUGCUCCUCUCCGCCCUGCUGCUGCGGCUGACUCCCGUGCAGUCCUGCCUGGGGCCAUGGGUCAGGCGAGCAGCCUGGCGGCUCUGGCUGUGGGCCUGCUGGUGCCUCAGACUCCCCCUGCCCCCGGAGGGCGGGCGGGGUGGCGGGGGGACCGGCCCCCAGCUGGUGUGCAAGCCCACAGCCCUGGCCCGGUUCCUGCUCCAGCACUGCGGCUCUUUGGCCCGGCCCAGCCUGGCUGCUUGGCCCUGGGGCGACCCCAACGUGCAGACCCUCUUGGGCCUGGCCGGGCCCGUGGAGGACGACGGGGGGGUGAGGUUCGCCCGGGAGCACCUGCAGGUGAAGGACGGGGGGGUGGUGGCGCUGGACUGGGCCGUGGGGCUGAAGGGGGAGCCGCAGAGGGGGGCGAAACGGGAGCAGGGGGGCGCGGGAGGCAGGGUGCUGGGCUGCCACUCGUCCUGCCCCCCCGUCCUCAUCCUCAUCCCCAACUCCUGGGGCCGGGUGACGCCCCACCUGCUGCGGCUUUGCGCCCUGGCCCUCCAGCAGGGCUUCUACCCCGUGCUGUUCCACCGGCGCGGGCACGCCGGCUGCCCCCUGGUCACCCCCCGCUUUCAGGAAUUCGGCGACCCCUCGGACCUGAUCCAGGCGGUGACGUACCUGCGCCACCGUCACCCCUGCUCGGCGCUGCUGGCCGUCAGCGAGGGCUCGGGUUCCGGGCUGCUGCUGUCCUACCUGGGCGAGUGCGGCUCCUCCUCCUACCUGACGGCGGCCGCCUGCCUCUCGCCCGUCCUGCGGGGGCAGCUGUGGUUUGACACGCCCCUGCCGGCCCUCUAUCGCUGGCCGCUGCUACUGUACCGCAAGCUGCAGCUCAGCAGGUACUCGAGCGCGCUCGGUGCGGUGAUGGAUGUGGAGAGGCUGCUGCGCUGCUCCUCCCUGCGGGACCUGGAGGCCGCCAUGUUCUGCCGCGGGAGAGGCGCCCCGCGGUGCGAGGGGGCGUUCCCCGUGGCGGAGUGGGAUGCGUACUGGGAGCGGAACGAGCCGCUGCGGGACGCCGACGAGGUGGCGGUGCCGGUGCUGUGCCUCCGCAGCUGGGACGACCCCCUCCUGCCGCCCCCCUCCACCCUGCCCACCUCCCUCUUCCAGGACAGCCCCUACUUCCUGCUGGCGCUGACGGCCCGCGGCGGCCACUGCGGCUUCGCCCUGGAGGGGGAGGGAGCCCCGGACGGCGCCACCUGCUGGAGCCACAGGGUGGUGCUGGAGUACUUCCGGGUGGUGGCAGAGUUCCUGAAGGCGGAGGAGAGGAGGGUGAAAGGGGUGGCGGGGGUGGGGGCGGGGACGGGGGGGAGCCCGGGACCUCGGCGCAGGAUCAACACCAUGAUGCCCCGCAGAAGAAGGGCCACCCUGCUGAGGAGAGAGAGACCCGCCCUCCGGACGCUGGCGGACUCCGCUGGCCACGGGGGGCGGGGAGAGGGGUGUGGCUCCGGGGAGCAGCAGGACGUGUUCACCUGGCACAGAGAAACUGCAGAAUCAGGAGGAGCGGGGAAUCAAAAGGGGAAGCUGUAGAGAGGAAACGGCAUCCAGCAACGCAGUGACACAAAAAUCACGAGGCGUCUCUGGCUGGAGAAAUGCACUGCAAAUUUCCCUUUUUCUAAACAGGAUUUUGACAUGGCACUUCACCUCCUUGAAAAUACCAGAACCUGCAUUUAUCAUUGGAUUCAUCUACUGUGGUCUUACAGUGACAAACCACAGCCAGCUAACAUGGCCACCCUUCCUUAAGAACUGACUAGCAUAACCCUAAUUAAAUUACAUUAUCGUCAUUUUACAGAUGCUCUUAUCCAGAGCAGCUUACAAUU